AUGCCUAGAACUAUAAGGGAGAGGUAUUCGGCACCAGCACCAUCUACUAAAGAGAUAUCACACUAUGAAAUAGCUCCAAUGAUUUAUCAUUUAAGAUCAUGGUGUUCAUCUAAAAUGGCAAGAACUGGAUACAAACUUAUGGUACAUCCAUCAUGGCUAAAGCAAUUCAAAAGUUCUAUUUACUUCGUGGAUAGUCCAUCACCUUUAUCAGACACGAGUGGCAAUAAGAAAUUAGGUACAGGGGAAGAUCCAUUGUUAUUUAAAAGGUACUCACGAAAACGAGCCAAGCUCAACCUUUUUUCAAUCACAACACCUACCAAUGAUCAAAUUGCGAGAGGUGAGGAAGUCUUCCCUAGUUCUGAUGCUUACUAUUUCAGAGUGGAUAAUGAUCAGGUGAAUUUAGAAACCUCUAUAAUGAAACUUUUAGAGGACAUUUCCAAGAGUGAAAAAUCCAACAAUGUCAAAUCUCUUGGUGAUUACAAUUUUGUUUCUGACCGUUCUCAACCAUAUUUCCCAGACGGAUACGAUAGCUUUAUAAAGACUCAAGUUUGCUUUUUGAUGCAUGCUAGUAAAUGUUGUCCCAAAAGAAUCUUAGAAAUCAUGUUGAACAUCAUAAGGUUUGGUGGUACAUUGGAUGAGCUUGAUGUAAGAUUUGUGGAGUUUAGAAAUCAAACACACUCAGUUUCUGUUCUUUGUGGUACAGAAUGUGAUGAUGAUCGUGCUAGUCUGGUUCUGGGUGAGUAUUUCAAAUCAUGGAGGCAGGAUGUUUCCAUUAAUGUUACAAGACACGAACCAGAAGAUGUAUUCUUUAUCCCAGGUAAAACAACUUAUCAUUUGGAAGAGAAAGAGGUGCACCCACCACCACCUGCGUAUGAUUGA
Hansenula ciferrii is the source of this 879-nucleotide messenger RNA. RefSeq lists its product as uncharacterized. The record is from RefSeq and is a predicted model, not a curated record. Bases 1 to 879 code for a protein of 292 amino acids. The transcript has a single exon. Lineage: Eukaryota; Fungi; Ascomycota; Saccharomycetes; Phaffomycetales; Wickerhamomycetaceae.